AUGGAUUUAGCUGUCAGCCUGCGGACCGUCACAAAGCUCGCCAGCGGGGCCUCCCGCCUCGAACGGCAGGGGACGCGCAUGGGAAUCGAUCGGCUGGGAGCCAGUCGUCACGGCAACAGGUCGGCGGGGGGCGGCAGGAUGCUGUGGGGGCUGCUGCUGAUCUGUUCGCUUCCUCAGGUGGGCUGCAGCAGGAUCGUCGCCCAGGACGUCGUCUACAAAGAGAGGCACAGUCACGAGGAGGUUGCCGUGACGACGAGGCCUCACAUCUAUCGCUGCCGCUCACCCAACAUGGAGGAAUUCACCUGCUGGUGGCAUCCGCUCGACAACCUGACAGACGGAGAGCAGGCCGCCUACGUCCUCAGCUACUCCAAAGAGUGUGGCCCCAAACACGAGUGUCCGGACUACGUCAGCUCCGGCCCCAACAGCUGCCACUUCGACAGCGGCCACACGUCCAUAUGGAAGGUCUACUGCAUGAACGUGACCGCCGUCACCGCCCGCGGCAACUACACCUCCCAGGAGCACUGCCUGGACGUGGCAGACAUCGUUCAGACCGAAGCUCCGGUGAACCUGACCCACGUGCUGACGGACGCCGGCGGCGACGAGACGGGCCACAGCGUGCUGCUGUCCUGGACGUACCCGGUGCCCUCGGACCUGCAGUACGGGUGGAUCACGCUGGUGUACGAGCUGCAGUACCGCCGCGUCACCGAGCCCGACAACUGGAAGGUGAAGCACCCUCUGCGGGAGCCGCACCUGGAGCUGCUCGGCCUCCCCAUCGGCGACUACGUGGUCCGGGUUCGCUGCAGGUCGCGCAACUACGGCCUGUGGAGCAAAUGGAGCUCCACGCUGCUGAUGAGCAUCCCCGCCAGGCCGCCCGCAGGUAAACUGCUGGUGAGGAUUCUGGUGUCGGGAGUCGCCGUCGUGGCUCUGCUGGUCAUCGCCUUCGGUGUCAUUCCACAGAGCAGGAGAAUAAAAGACUACUUCCUGCCGCCCAUUCCGAAGCCUCGGAUCAUCGGCAUCGACCCGCUGCUCCUGAAGGGGGGGAACUUGGACGAAGUCAACCGUCACUUCAGUAACUUCCACAGCUACAGUCCUCCGAGCUACGCGGAGGAGGUCUGGGAGCCUGUCGCCGUUGAUAACCGGAGCUGA
This is a messenger RNA of Chelmon rostratus (copperband butterflyfish), 1146 nucleotides long. RefSeq names its product prolactin receptor-like. The coding region runs from base 1 to 1146 and encodes 381 amino acids. The record is from RefSeq and is a predicted model, not a curated record. Gene Ontology annotation, molecular function: cytokine receptor activity; protein binding. NCBI's taxonomy places the organism in Eukaryota, Metazoa, Chordata, Actinopteri, Chaetodontiformes, Chaetodontidae. The transcript is spliced from 10 exons. Gene Ontology annotation, biological process: cytokine-mediated signaling pathway. Gene Ontology annotation, cellular component: external side of plasma membrane.